Equus quagga is the source of this 5887-nucleotide messenger RNA. RefSeq names its product zinc finger protein 135 (gene ZNF135). Gene Ontology annotation, cellular component: nucleus. NCBI's taxonomy places the organism in Eukaryota, Metazoa, Chordata, Mammalia, Perissodactyla, Equidae. Gene Ontology annotation, biological process: negative regulation of transcription by RNA polymerase II. Gene Ontology annotation, molecular function: DNA-binding transcription repressor activity, RNA polymerase II-specific; RNA polymerase II transcription regulatory region sequence-specific DNA binding. Bases 234 to 2213 code for a protein of 659 amino acids. The transcript has 5 exons. The record is from RefSeq and is a predicted model, not a curated record.
CCCGGCUUGGAGGCACAGUCGGAGAAACAACCAGCCAGACUCUUCAGAGACUGGAGCCAGCCUGACCUGCAUCCCUCCCCUGCUUUGGUGGGAUGUCCAGGGUUUGGAGGGUGGGGAAGGCCGAUGCCCCACCACGGAGUCAUCUCUGGAGCCUCACCUUCCUGAAGGGGGCUUCUGUCCCUAAAGGAUGAAGAGGAGCCGGCUGUUCCUGUAACAGGCCAGAGGAGGAGGGAAUGACCGCUGGGCUCCUUGCUGCCGGGGCCCGGGAGCAAGUGACCUUUGAGGACGUGGUUGUGGACUUCACCCGGGAGGAGUGGGGGCAGCUGGAGCCCGCCCAGAGGACCCUGUACCGCGAUGUGAUGCUGGAGACCUUUGGGCUCCUGGUCUCCGUGGGACACUGGCUCCCGAAGCUGGACGUCAUCUCCCUGCUGGAGCAGGUGACAGAGCCGUGGGCAGUGGACGAGGGCCUUCCCCAAGGUGUGUGCCCAGACUUGGAAACUAGACCCCAAACCAAACCGUCAGUUCCAAGACAAGACAUCACUGAAGAAGUACCUAACAGUGUCCUGGUAGAAAGGUUCCUGUGGGACAAUCUGUGGUGCCCUGAGCAGGGAGAUGCCAACGGCCACUGGGAGCGGAGUCACAGGAACCUAGAUGCCCGUGUGCUACAGGUGGCCUUCACACUGGAGAAGACACUCAUUCAGGAGCAGCAGGUGGGGAAUGGGCUUGGGGAAAACAGAGGUCUGGGCCCUGGUCUCGGCAUUCAGCCAAUGACCCCUGAAAGACGAGGCCCCCACAUGUGGGGGACACAUGGAAAGAGGGAGAAUCUGGACUCCAAGUUAAAUUCCCAACAGAAAACCUAUGCAAAAGAGAAACCCUACAAAUGUCAGGAAUGUGGAAAGGCCUUUAGUCACAGCUCAGCACUCAUUGAACACCACCGAACACACACAGGAGAGAGACCUUACGAAUGUCACGAGUGUGGAAAAGGUUUCCGAAACAGCUCGGCACUGACCAAACACCAGAGAAUCCACACUGGCGAGAAACCUUACAAGUGCAGUCAGUGUGGGAGGACCUUCAACCAGAUCGCCCCACUGAUCCAGCACCAGAGGACUCAUACUGGCGAGAAGCCCUACGAGUGCAGUGAAUGUGGGAAAUCCUUCAGUUUUAGGUCUUCCUUCAGCCAGCACGAGCGGACACACACGGGUGAGAAACCCUAUGAGUGCAGUGAAUGUGGGAAGGCCUUCCGGCAGAGCAUCCACCUCACACAGCACCUGCGAAUCCACACUGGGGAGAAGCCCUAUCAGUGUGGGGAGUGUGGCAAGGCCUUCAGCCACAGCUCCUCCUUGACCAAACACCAGCGCAUCCACACCGGGGAGAAGCCCUAUGAGUGCCAUGAGUGUGGCAAAGCCUUCACCCAGAUCACACCGCUGAUUCAGCAUCAGAGGACGCACACGGGAGAGAAGCCCUAUGAGUGCAAUGAGUGUGGGAAAGCCUUCAGCCAGAGCACACUCUUGACGGAGCAUCGAAGAAUUCACACGGGAGAGAAACCCUAUGGGUGCAAUGAGUGUGGGAAGACUUUCAGUCAUAGCUCGUCACUCAGCCAGCACGAGCGGACGCACACGGGCGAGAAGCCCUAUGAGUGCAGUCAGUGCGGGAAGGCCUUCCGGCAGAGCACACACCUCACCCAGCACCAGAGAAUCCACACUGGGGAGAAGCCCUAUGAGUGUGGCGACUGUGGCAAGGCCUUCAGCCACAGCUCCUCCCUAACUAAGCACCAGCGGAUCCACACCGGUGAGAAGCCCUACAAGUGUAACACCUGCAGCAGAGCCUUCAGCCAGCUCGCCCCCCUCAUUCAGCAUCAGAGGAUCCACACAGGAGAAAAGCCCUAUGAGUGUACUGAGUGUGGCAGAGCCUUCAGCCAGAGCUCCCUUCUCAUAGAGCACCAGAGGAUUCACACCAAGGAAAAGCCCUAUGGGUGUAAUGAAUGUGGGAAAUCCUUCAGUCACAGCUCAUCACUCAGCCAGCACGAAAGGACACACACGGGGGAAAAGCCCUACGAAUGUCAGGACUGUGGAAAAUCCUUCCGGCAGAGCACCCACCUGACUCAGCACCGGAGGAUCCACACGGGAGAGAAGCCGUAUGAAUGCAGGGACUGUGGGAAAGCCUUCACACACAGCUCCUCCCUCACCAAGCACCAGAGAACUCACACUGGGUAGACCCAUUCCACGUGUGCAGGGACACAGGAAAGCCUUAAGCCAUAGCUCAUUCCUUACUAGACUUGACCCGAUGAUACUCAUGAGAAGCAACAGAAACAUUUUUAUACACAAGCUUUCACAGUCAACAUACUCCUCAGACCCCCUCAGAGUUCACAGUGAGGGAAAUGACGGUGGGGAUACUGAGCUCCAGGUCGUCCAUCCCUGAAUAUCAGGUCAUCCAAACAGUAGGGACAUGUGCAAUCAAUGUGGGGAAACUUUAGCCAUGAGUGCCCAUGAAUGCUAUGUCAUAGAUCCUACAGAGAGAGAAAUGGAGGAAAUGUAGUGGAUCUGGGGAAUUCUGUCCAAGGAUUGACCAUAUUCCAAACCAGAGAUUUUCAGAGUGGUGAGAAACCCAACAAAUGCCUUUCAUAUAAAAGAACCAAAUGCAGCCAGAAUUUAUCAUUAUUGCACAUUACAUUCUUAGCAGGGGAGAAGUGCUUAUCAACGGUGCAAGCUGACUCUGAUAGUCCCUACAAACAGUAUGGCAGAGUGCUCCAGACACGAGCACAUCCUUAUGGAAUCAGCAUGGAUACUCAACUGUCUCAGUGCAAAGUUUCCUGAUUUGUGUGUAAAUUGUUUGAUCAAGAUACAUGGCAACCAGUCUCACAGUUUUGAAUUCCAUGAGACAAGAAUAUCCGUGUACUAUAAACAUUUUAAAUUAUCUGCGUUAUUUUGCAAUAAAUAAACCUUUAUAUGCAAUGGAAUUGAAAAGAUUUGUAUAGGAAGACUUGAAAUGUAAAGCCACUUCUGUGGAGUCUUCUGGAUUCUGAGAUGGCUUUUGCUGCUCUGCUUGCUAUCAGUUUCUCUGCAGGACUCACAGGCAUUAAGAACACAGAUGUUGCUGUUUCACAAAAAGAGGAAGAUUUUUCCCUUUGUUAAGCCACCAUCUUAUGAGCAAUAGCACCUCCACAUGGAACCUUAUGUUUUGCAAGAUUUCUCUCUCUUGAGAAAUGUACAAGUUAAUCUUCUCUUGAACUUUUUUCUUCUCUUGAUUCUUCAUCCUGGUGUUUAAUAAGCUUUUGUUAAAAUCUAAUUUAACUUAAAGGUCCAUAGUAUUUCAUCGAACUCUGAGUCCACUACCAGCAGUCCCCCGACAACCACAGCUCUUAAACAGUGACUUGCUACCCUCAUUAGAACCCAUAUUUGAAGUGUAUUGGCUGGUUUCGGUCACCAACCAUCAGUUAGGGUUAUAUCAAUUAGUCUGAUUUUCCUAAUCACAAUGCUGGGAUGUAAGUUUCCAGUUAACUUGAAAUUUCUCCCUUGGGGGAACCAUGUUGCAAAUAGUCUUCCAAUACUGUUCCUCAGUAUGCCUGUGGAGUGCCUCCUCUUUUUUGGAAUAAUUUCAGAGUCAUUUAAAUGCCACUUAAGAAAAUCAGUAAAUAGUGCCUUGCAGCUCUCUCCAAUAGAAACAGUGCAAGCUGCAUCAGUAAACUUAAAUACUGUAACAGUCCUAUUGAAAAAGGCAAGCAGAAACAGGUGAAGUUAAUUCACUACUGGUCUCUAUGUAUCCCAAAUGUUACCAUUUUGACAUGUUGUCAAUAUAAAAAUCACUGAGACGUUUUCCUUUCUUUCCGUACACUACGUCUUUGAACUCCAGUGUGUAUUUCACAUUUGCAGCAUAUCUUAAUUCUCUGUAGCCACAUCUCAAGUGCUCAUUUGCCAUGUGUAGCUGGCCAGUGGCUGCACUGAAAGGGAAGCUCAGUAGCCUUGGUCCUUUGAUCAGCUGUUCUGUCCUCCCUCUUUUAUUGCACAUGCCCCGCCCCCCAUGCUUCCCCUUGUGUAGCUUCUUGUCCCCAAGGAAACCAGAUGUACUGGGAAGAUCAGCUUCUUUAGGUAAAUGGCAUGACAGGCUCCUCCCCCUAAGUCUAGUGUAGCAAAUAUGCAAUGCUGGUUGUGCAUAUUUCAGGCUCUCUAGGAAUAUCAUUCUUAUCAUAGAACAUUAUGUUUGGAAAAAAUGUUAAGACUCUUCUAUUGCAAUUCUGUUCAGUAAAAAUGGAACCCAACCACACACUCUUGCCGUCCUGUGAAAAUGCCAGAUUUCUGGGAAAUGGAGUUGUACAAGCUCCUGCCUGCCCUCUCUGCCCCUCCCCCUCCUUCCCCUGCAAUGAUAGAAAGAGGAAUACAGCAGGCAGUUGGGAGCCAUGGAGCAGUGCCCACAGUAUCGCUUCUGCCCUAAACCAGGAACGAGGUGAAAGUCCCUACCAGAAGGGUGUCAGGAAAACUGUGGGACGAAUGCACUCCUGACUCUCGAGGACCUCACAGACUUGGACAGUUGCUGAUAGGUCUUAAUUAUUGACACUAAAAGAUCAACAAGGAAAACUGAAGGGGGUGAACAGAGGUUAAGGUGAAGAAUGGGGUAGAGUUCUGAGGCUAGGUCAGAAGAGGCCAUGCGGUUUACACCAUGCUCACUGGAACACUUAUACUUGGAGCCCUGAGACGCCAUGUGGGAAGUCCAGCUACCGUGAGGCUGCCCUACUGUGAGGAUGCCCAAGCCACACAGGCUCUGCUUAGGGGUUCCAGUCAGCAGUCCCAGUCUCUGAGGCCCCCAGGUUCAUCAGGCAUGUAAGUGAACAAGUCUUCAGAUGACUCCAGACCCUCAGUUUUCAACCUACCUCAGCCUUCAAGUUCCCAGCUGAGGCCUCAAACACGGUGGAGCAGAGACAAACCAUCCCUGUUGUGCCCUUUCCAAAUUACUGAGCCCCUGAAUCUGUGAGCCAAACAAAUUGUAGUGCUGUGUUCUGUGAAGUGUUGGGGUGGUUUGUUACACAGCAAUAGUAACUCAUGCACUCUGGGAGAGAGUCUUUUUUAAUAGAAAUACAGUUGAGUCAGUCCUGCUUCACCCUCUCCAGUGGCUUCCUACCACUCCUCAGAUGAAGAGAAAAUCCUGACUCUGGCAGAGAAGGUGCUGGAAGAUUGGGCAUCCACCCACCUUUGGGUCUCAGUCUACCCCAGAUCUCUGUGUGCCAGCCACCUAGACCUUACUUGUUUUUCUGAACUAGUGUCUCUCACAGUGGGAUCCAUGGCUUUUGUCAACAGAAGCACCAGGGUGCUGAUUAUAAAUGCAGAUUCCUGGGCCUUGCACCAGAACAAAUGAGUCCAAAUCUUUGGGGUGGGGAUGAUGAGGCUGACUCUUGUAUCCUCUGUAGCAUGAGGGUCCCAGCGCUAAAUACAACGUGCCGCCCUUCUCAGGCCCUGUGGAAAGACCCUUUCUGCUGCUCUUAGGAACCACUCCCUCCCUCUGUCAAUUGGUUAAUGCCCACAUAUCCUCCCAUCUCAGACCCAUGAACUCUGCCUCAGGGAACCCUUUCCAAACUUUGUAAUACAUAUAACAAUCAUUAUUUGUCUGCUUUUUGGCUUAAAGUCUAGCACUCUCAGCACACUCUGAGGGCAGGGAGCACCCUCUCUGACCCCCUUUCUCCCUCCCAUGCAGCCGAGUGACUCAGUAAAAGUGACUCCCCAUUUACCAGGUCUCCUCCUUGGGUCAAGCUAGUCACGGCAACACCAUCUUUCUGGUGAAUGACUGGUUCAGGGACCCAGGCUGCAGCCAAUCAGAGCAAGGCUGUGGUGUCCAGGGGUGAAACUGUGGCUUAUGUAGGUUCAAUGAGACAAAGGGGAACGUCUCAUUCUUUGCUAAG